Ipomoea nil (Japanese morning glory) is the source of this 1790-nucleotide messenger RNA. RefSeq lists its product as uncharacterized. The transcript has 10 exons. Lineage: Eukaryota; Viridiplantae; Streptophyta; Magnoliopsida; Solanales; Convolvulaceae. The record is from RefSeq and is a predicted model, not a curated record. Bases 78 to 1553 code for a protein of 491 amino acids.
CUCGCUCUCGCUCUCUAUCCUCUGAUCUCACAAUUACUACUCUCUACUGGUUCUCUUUCUCAGGUUGGAACUAAGCAAUGGGAUUAAAGGAUCAACCUGAAAAGGAGAACCUACAGGCCUCGAGUCCUACCCGAGGGGAUGAUGAUGAUACUGCACAAAGUGCAGAAGCACAUGGCGGUGGGGCGAUGGAGGGGUUUAAUGAUACUAGUGGUGAAGAUCUCCCUCCUCCUAUCACUACAAGCGUCAUGGGAGAAACCCAGCGUUCAACAAACAUUUUACUAGAUUUGAAUGCUCACCCUGCUGAUGCUCAGUCUAGCUCUCCAAGAAGCAUUGACAAGAGACUCCAGACAAUUGGAAGUGCAAGAAUCAGAAAACCAUUACAGAGGAGAUCAAGAAUUAAACUCAGUACCAAAGAGAUUGCCGAUGAUCUUUCAAAGCUCCGAAGUGAUGAUGAUGCAGCUAUGCGUAGGCCGAGUGGAAGUUCAUUACCUUUUCCACUGACAGAACAAACUGAUAAUCAUGACCCUUUUUCUGCAACAAACAGUGGUAUAAGUUCGGCUCUUGUUGGUCCGACCAGUUCGACAUACAAUCAAGGCUUUCGAGCUCAAAAUGUUGCUGGGCAGACACUACCCUUCACAAAUAUUCCCAUGUUUGGGAGCAUGCCACCUGGAUUCACAUAUUCCCAUGUUCCCGUGGGUAAUAGAGGUUUACUUGGCCAAAACCAUUUAGCUCAACCAUUUUAUGGAAACAGUAUGAGGAACAUGUCACCUCGACCUUCCAUGGCUUCUGGAGGUUUUGCGGAUUUUGCCAGGGAUCAUGGAGGUUUUGAGGCUUUGGCCAGGGGUAAUCAUUUAGGGGGUCGUGGAACACAAGGCUUUCAAGGUGUUCCAUUUUCAUCAAGCAUUCAACCAGCUGUUUCUGCAGGUCAGCAGUUGUCUAUUGGUAUUUCUCAAGCUGUUAUGAGAAACCAAUUUCCUGCAAGGUUUGGUAUUUCUCAAGCUGAUCUGUUGGGCGCCCAGCAAAGCGGUCGUUAUCAGCAAUAUCAGGGUCCAAAUGUUCGGUAUCCUAUUUCAUUUCAAAGAGGUCAAGGAAUUCCUUAUUUUGCUAUAGGAAUUCCUCGGGGUUCUAUUAUCCAUGUCCAACCACCUCUGGGUACAAGAGGACUCGAAAGCUCUCUGGCUGGUUGGGCCCGAGCCCGUCCCCGUACAAAACCCACACCUUCUGCUCCUCCUCCUGCAUUGCCUCCUGUGGAUGAUGAGCAAGAAAUGUCAGAUGCAGAUUCUGCACCGUCGUUGGAUGAGUCUCCACCAUUGGUAGAACCUAAUCAAACUAUACCCCCAUCUCUUCGACCAAUGGGGGUGAAAUGCUGGAUAUGCAAUAGGGAUAUCCGGUUCACUCCAACUGGGCCGCUGUCUCAGCCUGCUAUGCCACCGGUUGUCGCUGUUCUUUCUUGUCACCAUGUGUUUCAUGAUCACUGCUUGGAGAAUAUCACACCUGAGGAUCAAACUGAAGAUCCUCCCUGCAUUGUUUGUGCCAUUCGUGAACAACAAUGAAGCGAAGCUCCGAUCCUCCUGGUGUUCGUAUUUUUGAAUCAGAUCAGAGUUUGUGUAUAGUUCAAAUCUGUAGUUUAGCAUCAGAUCAUAUCAGAUUUUUGUGGGUUAUGUGUAUAUCAGCAACUGGGAGAGCAUGUUGAAAUUGCAGAGAUGUUGUCUCUAUAGGAGUUGAAAACUAGCAAAUAUGUUGAGAGGGGGUGAAUUGUACUAUUAAAAAUGUACUAGUAAAAGUAUACU